AUGCCUUCACUUCCCGAGGCCGUCGUCGACUCCGUCUCCAAGCUCGGCCUCAACGGCUCGUCGGAACACACCAACGGCACCUUCAAUGGCGACGUCAAGGUCCGCACCAUCUGCUGCGUCGGCGCCGGUUAUGUCGGUGGCCCGACUGCCGCCGUCAUUGCCUUCCAGAACCCGCACAUCAAGGUGACGGUCGUCGAUAGAGACACAACCCGCAUCCGUCGCUGGAACUCGCGCCACCCUCCCAUCUACGAGCCCGGCCUCCACGACAUCGUGCGCAUUGCCCGCGAUGGCAGCCGCGAGACGUCCUUCUCCAACGGGCCCACCUCCGACGGCGAGGGCUCAUCGUCCGACGAAGGCGAGACCGUCGUCCCGUCCCGCCCCGGCAACCUCUUCUUCACCACCGAUGUCGCCAAGAGCAUCGCCGAGGCCGACGUCGUCCUCGUCGCCGUCAACACCCCCACCAAGGAGCGUGGUGUCGGCGCUGGCAGCGCCACCGACAUGACCGCCUUCGAGGCCGUCACGGGCGUCGUUGCUCAGUACGCGCGCGAGGGUGCCAUCAUCGUCGAGAAGAGCACCGUCCCCUGCCGGACGGCCCAGCUCGUCGCCGAUACUCUCUCCAUGCACAGACCCGGCGUCCACUUCGAGAUCCUGUCCAACCCCGAGUUCCUGGCUGCCGGCACGGCCGUCAACGACCUGCUAUACCCCGACCGCAUCCUCAUCGGCUCUGCGCCUACACCGUCAGGCAAGAAGGCCGCCGAGGCGCUGGUCGGCGUCUACGCCGCGUGGGUUCCGCGCGAGCGCAUCCUGACCACCAACGUUUGGUCCUCUGAGCUCGCCAAGCUCGUCGCCAACUCGAUGUUGGCGCAGCGCAUCUCCAGCAUCAACUCCAUCUCGGCCGUUUGCGAGCAGACUGGCGCCGACGUGGACGAGGUGGCCAAAGCAAUCGGUGUCGACCCGCGAAUCGGCAACAAGUUCCUCAUGGCCGGUAUCGGCUUCGGCGGCAGCUGCUUCAAGAAGGAUGUCUUGAACUUGGUCUACCUGGCCGACACCAUGGGCCUGCCCGAGGUGGGCGAGUACUGGCGGCAGGUCGUCAAGAUGAACGAGUACGCGCGUGACCGCUUCACCAACCGCGUCAUCAAGUGCCUCAACAACACCCUGGUCGGCAAGAAGAUCACGAUCCUCGGCUAUGCCUUCAAGAAGAACACGUCAGACACGCGCGAGGCGCCCGCUCUGGAGAUGAUCAAGACGCUGCUGGAGGAGCGACCCAGGGAGGUGGCCGUGUUCGACCCGUGCUGCAACCCGCUGGUCGUCAAGAAUGAGAUCCUGGCCCUGCUCGGCGCCGAGGUCAGCCAACGCGUCCACGUCUACAGCAACGCGUUCGACGCCUGCGAGGGCAGCACGGCCGUCGUCAUCGCCACCGAGUUUGACGAGUUCCGGAACCAGCCCGCUCCCAAGCCUGCGCCCGCGCCGGUCCCGGAGGCGGCACCCAAGAUGAUUGGGCGCAAGCCGAACCCCAAGUCGGACCCGCGGCCGUUCACGGCCUCGACGCCGACGGAGAACGAGCUGCUGGCCCUGCACAAGCAUCUGGUGCAGCGUGCGACAGAGACGUCGCCCGACCCACUGGACAGGUUCAACGUCGAGCCCAGCUGCGAGGCAGACUGCCCCGACUGCAUCACGGAGCGCGAGAGCGAGAAGACGGGCGACGCUACGGGCAUGGGCAGCGCGGAGGAGUACAAGCCCAAGGAGCGCAUCGACUGGGUGCGCAUUGCCAGCUCCAUGGCCAAGCCGCGGUGGGUGUUUGACGGCCGGGGCGUCAUCGACUCGCGCGAGAUGGUCAAGCUCGGCGUACGGGUCGAGAGCGUCGGUCGCCAGCACCGCUUCUGA
This is a messenger RNA of Purpureocillium lilacinum, 1884 nucleotides long. RefSeq lists its product as uncharacterized. Gene Ontology annotation, molecular function: UDP-glucose 6-dehydrogenase activity; NAD binding. NCBI's taxonomy places the organism in Eukaryota, Fungi, Ascomycota, Sordariomycetes, Hypocreales, Ophiocordycipitaceae. The record is from RefSeq and is a predicted model, not a curated record. Gene Ontology annotation, cellular component: nucleus. Gene Ontology annotation, biological process: polysaccharide biosynthetic process; glycosaminoglycan biosynthetic process.